Molecule: messenger RNA, 1436 nt
Organism: Ceratotherium simum simum (southern white rhinoceros)
Lineage: Eukaryota; Metazoa; Chordata; Mammalia; Perissodactyla; Rhinocerotidae
Source: RefSeq, a predicted model, not a curated record
AUGGCGUGUGGGGCAGCUGACUUUGGCACCAGAGGGGAGUUGUUUGUGGGUUGUCGGCCCCAGAAGUGGGCCCAGGGCACUUGCCUGGGCCACGUUUCCACUCCCAACAUGCGAUCCCACGUGCAUCUGCGGCUUGCCUCUCAGAAGAAGGGGAAGGUGCUGGGCCAGGCCCCCACCUAUGGGGUCAGGUCCAGCGUUGGGGGCCUCGCCUUCCCCAGUGGUCCCCCCAUCCUGGAGGAGGACAGCCACGGCCACUCCGGGGCACAGCCAGAGGAGCCACACGCAGCCCUUCCGCAGAGCGUGGUGGCUGCAGGGUCGCAGCAGGACCUCCCGCCAGGCAGUUCCCAGGAUGGUGACUUGAAGGCACCCACGGAGAGCAUCAGCCGAGACUUGCCCAGCCAGGGCCCGAGGGACCUCAACCUGCUGCCGCCUGCCCGUCUUCAAGCCCACCUAAACAUGAGGGCCCAUCUGCGACUCCGGCAGCGCCGCCGGCGGCUGCUUAUCAAGAAAAUGCCAGCUGCGGCGGCCAUCCCGGCCAACAGCUCGGCCGGUACCUUUGUCCGGCCGGCACUCCGGGCCCUGGACGGCCACUGGGUCAGCCUGCAUCAGAGCCAGGAGGAGCGCAAGCGGGUGAUGCGGGAGGCGUGUGCCAAGUACCGGGCGAGCAGCAGCCGCAGGGCCGUCACGCCGCGCCACGUGUCCCGCAUCUUCGUGGAGGACCGCCACCGCGUGCUGUACUGCGAGGUGCCCAAGGCCGGCUGCUCCAACUGGAAGCGGGUGCUCAUGGUGCUGGCCGGGCUGGCCUCGUCCACCGCCGACAUCCAGCACAACACCGUCCACUACGGCGGCGCCCUGAAGCGGCUGGACGCUUUCGACCGCCAGGGCAUCCUUCACCGCCUCAGCACCUACACCAAGAUGCUCUUCGUCCGCGAGCCCUUCGAGAGGCUGGUCUCCGCCUUCCGCGACAAGUUCGAGCACCCCAAUAGCUACUAUCACCCCGUCUUCGGCAAGGCCAUCCUGGCCCGGUACCGCGCCAACGCCUCUCGGGAGGCCCUGCGGACGGGCGCGGGCGUGCGGUUCCCCGAGUUCGUCCAGUACCUGCUGGACGUGCACCGGCCCGUGGGCAUGGACAUCCACUGGGACCACGUCAGCCGGCUCUGCAGCCCCUGCCUCAUCGACUAUGACUUUGUGGGCAAGUUCGAGAGCAUGGAGGACGACGCCAACUUCUUCCUGAGCCUCAUCCGCGCGCCGCGGAACCUGACCUUCCCGCGGUUCAAGGACCGGCACGCGCAGGAGGCGCGCACGACGGCGCGGAUCGCCCGCCGGUACUUCGCGCAGCUCUCGGCCCUGCAGCGGCAGCGCGCCUACGACUUCUACUACAUGGACUACCUGAUGUUCAACUACUCCAAGCCCUUCGCGGACCUGUACUGAGGGGC